Molecule: messenger RNA, 300 nt
Organism: Clunio marinus
Lineage: Eukaryota; Metazoa; Arthropoda; Insecta; Diptera; Chironomidae
Source: the annotation of a GenBank genome assembly
AUGACACAAAUUCACUUCCAUGUUUUAUUGUACAAAACUCAUGCACCCUUGAGAAUUUACAGUCAAAAUGGAUUUUAUAUUCACAUUGACCCUCAAUUACAAAUAAAAGCUCAAAGCUCUCAUAAAACAUUCCGAAACUCUGUAGUAGAUAAUGCUACUUCUUUUCUAAAGCAAAAUCAUUUGUUAUUGUAUGCUAUUGAGAAUAGUCAAUGCUUUAAUGAAAGUUUAUCGGUGGCAAAACGUGACACGAAAAAAAGGAAACUUUGUGAUGCCAAGAAAGAUCAGAGACUGAAGCGUUAA